This is a messenger RNA of Tetrahymena thermophila SB210, 843 nucleotides long. Its product is annotated as cytochrome C peroxidase. NCBI's taxonomy places the organism in Eukaryota, Ciliophora, Oligohymenophorea, Hymenostomatida, Tetrahymenidae. The transcript has 2 exons. The record is from RefSeq and is a predicted model, not a curated record. Gene Ontology annotation, molecular function: peroxidase activity; heme binding. Gene Ontology annotation, biological process: hydrogen peroxide catabolic process; response to reactive oxygen species; cellular response to oxidative stress.
AUGUCUAAAAGACUUUUAGAAAUUAACUAGUAAAUUGCUUGCUAAAAUAAACUUGUUGAUUAUGAAAAAGUGAGAUAAGAUGUUAAAUAAAUACUAAAGCAAGAGGGUCAUGAUGAAUAUGGACAUAUUGGACCUAUUCUAGUUAGAUUAGCUUGGCACUCAGCAGGUACUUACAAUAAAUUAGAUUAGAGUGGAGGAUCUAAUGGAGCAACAAUGAGAUAUUAAAAAGAAUUAAGUGAUCCAGAAAAUAAUGGAUUAUAGGUUGCUUAAAAAUAUUUAGAAUAAAUUAAAUAAAAACAUCCAGCAAUUAGCUAUUCGGAUUUAUGGAUUUUAGCUAGUUAUGUUGCUCUUGAAGAUAUGGGUUUACCAAGAAUUGAGUUUGUACCUGGAAGAAUAGAUGCGUUGGAUGAUAGUAAAUGUCCUCCAUAAGGUAGACUUCCAGACCCUUCAAAAGAUAGAGUGAAUAUGAGACAGGUUUUUUAUAGAAUGGGGUUUAAUGAUUAAGAGAUUGUAGCAUUAGUAGGAGGUGGCCAUACUCUGGGUAAAUGUCAUAAAGAAUAUACUGGAUAUGAAGGUCCUUGGACUGAAGAGCCAAUUAAAUUCUCGAAUCUUUUCUUCCAAGAAUUGUUUAAUGAAGAGUGGAUAGAAAAGAAAUGGGAUGGAAAAAAAUAAUUUGUUGAUAAAGAGGAUAAGUAGAUGAUGCUUCCUACUGAUUUAGAAUUAAGGGAUGAUCCUGAAUUCAGAAAAUAUUCGCUGAUAUAUAAAGAAGAUAAUGAUCGCUUAUGCUCAGAUUUUUCAAAAGCAUAUAAAAAACUCACAGAGUUAGGUUUUAGAUAGUUUUGA